GUGAGUCAGGAUGAAAUUGGGCCGGCAUGGUUGAAGCCGCUGCUCAAGGCUAACUACUUCCAUACUUGCACAAUUCACGGUGAUUCAAAUAAGAGCGAAUGCAACAUGUAUUGUUUGGAUUGCAUGGGAAGUAAUGCUCUUUGCUCUUACUGUUUGGCCAAUCACAAACACCAUCGCCUUGUACAAAUAAGAAGAUCGUCAUACCAUAAUGUGGUGAGGGUGAAUGAAAUUCAAAGGUACCUAGACAUAUCUUGCAUUCAAACAUACAUUAUCAAUAGCGCCAAGAUUGUGUUUCUGAAUGAGCGUCCCCAGCCCAGACCAGGAAAGGGGGUUACCAAUACUUGUGAAAUCUGCGGCCGCAGCCUACUUGACACUUUCAGAUUUUGCUCCCUCGGCUGCAAGCUGAAUGGUAUUAGGCGAGGCGAUGAAGAGUUGACAUUUACAUUGAAGGCGAAGACGAAUGAAUAUUGGGAUGAUGAAUCAUCGACCCCAAAGAAGAAGAAGCGCAGGGACGAGAAAGUAACGUUUGGGUUUCGUCAUCUGAAUAUUGAGGCAUACAAUAUGUCUCCUGAUACGCCUCCUAUCUACAACCACAACAAUUCAAACAGGAGGAAAGGCAUUCCACAUCGUGCCCCUUUUUGA
Messenger RNA from Solanum verrucosum, 642 nucleotides. RefSeq names its product protein RGF1 INDUCIBLE TRANSCRIPTION FACTOR 1. The record is from RefSeq and is a predicted model, not a curated record. The transcript has 3 exons. NCBI's taxonomy places the organism in Eukaryota, Viridiplantae, Streptophyta, Magnoliopsida, Solanales, Solanaceae. Bases 106 to 642 code for a protein of 178 amino acids.